CCUGAGAUGGUGUCAGUGCAGCACAAUGGCACCCAUGCUUGUACAUCACGUUGCUAGUGUCAGGUUUGCUUGCAUUUUGCUAUAUCCCAAUACUCCAAGCAGCAUAAGGACACUUACAUGCCAUCUAAACGAGGUCAUGUUGCUAGACAAUUCGAUAUCGCAGUUUAUUUACUAAGCCCAAUGCAAACCUGUCCAUGUGCAGUGGACCAUCUCGUCUGCUCUCCAAUGCCAUAUAAAUGCAUGCAGAGUUCAAAAUCCGCUGUUUGAGCCAGUGUAAUGGUAGACAAAAAUAGCCUUGGGAUUUUACGCAGUGGAAAACCAACUAUGCAUACACCUGUGUGGACAGUGGCUAUGCACAUGUACAAUGUAUAGUAAUAUCCCGUACUGUAUGAGUGCUUCUUUGUAAAUUUACUUCCCCGUAUGAGUCACACGAGAGACAGUGAUAUCCUUCAAAUGUGAGGAAUUUGUCAAGAUUUUCAUCAUUUUUCUUUGCAAAGAGAGGUGCACACCUAGAAGAUGGCUGCCACAGUGACUGCAGAGUCGGUUUGGGAAAAGAUUAUCCAACGUCGUCUAGAAUGCUCCAUCUGCCGCGCCCGUUAUCAAGAGCCCAAGAUGCUGAACUGCACACACAGUUUCUGUCUCAGAUGCCUCCAAGAUAUAAACCAGACACAUGGUCCCAACACCAACAAGCUCACGUGUCCACUAUGCCAGAGAGAAACCAUUAUUCCCGAGGGUGGCAUAACUGACUUGAUAAGCAAUUACGACCUAGUUGCUCUGUUAGCAGAUGUGACCAAACAGGAGCAGUUCCUACAAAGAGAUGCGACAAAGGUCAUGUGUCAGGGAUGUGACGAGGGCAAUGAGGCAAUAUCCCACUGUAUGGACUGUGGGCAUUAUCUCUGCCAAGAGUGUAAGAAGGCACAUCAGCGGCUGGCUGCACUGCGAACCCACAAACUGACAUCUCUGGCAGAACUGAGUGAUGAAACAAUGACAAAGCCUGUAUCAACUAAAGGCUAUGUCUCUAAAUGUGACAGCCAUCCUGGUCAGGAACUCUGCUUCUACUGCAAUCCGUGUGAGCAGCUAAUCUGCAAAGUUUGUUCCACUUCUAGCCACAGAGAGCCCGCACACAGCUUCGUCAACUUCAAGACUGCCACUGACAUCUGCCUGAAUCGUGCCCGUGAACUGACAUUCCAUGUCUUCAAAUUUAACUCAGCCAAAGCUGCCACCCAAAUUCCAACCAACUGGGAGUCCUCUCGCAAAAGACUGAGCAUGAUGCUGGCUCAAACCAAACGACAGAUUUGUCAGAAGGCUGAGAUGGAGGUGGCCAAGAUCAGGCAGAAGGAGAGACAACUUCUCCAGCAGGCACAACUGGUCUUCGGGAGAAGGGACAAGACACUUGCCGAACUCGUACUUGCAGAGCACACUAUGAAGAUGGUGCACACGAACAUGACAGAGGCCAGCCAGCUGGACAUCUUGAAACUCCGGGAAAAGCUCCUACACAGCCACAAGGAUGUGAUCACGGAGCCAACUGACGACUUGACCCCCGAACUCUCCUUCAUCAGCUUUGCAGAGAAUCAGACAGAGGUUGACAUUGGAAAUAUGCUGCUGAAAGAAAAGUGGACAGUGAUGAGUAGCUCUAAUAUCACUGGAGAACUGAUUGCGUCACUCUCCACAAAUGACACAGUGGUGGUUAACAAAGGCCAACAGAAGCUGACAAAGCUGAGUCCAGAUGGCAAGAUCCUUCACGUCUGCCCAAUCAGCCAACUGCAGGGUGAGGAUCCAGGGGCAGUAAGGCGGCCUGUUGAUUUUGAAGUCAACAAAGAUGACCAGUUAAUUAUCCUGUUUGAAUCUGCCGUCAAGAUCUUCAACAAGGAAUACCAGCUUCUUCACCAGUUCUCACCGAGCAAGGAGGCGGACACUGACGGCACGCCAUCAUGCCUAGCAGUGGAUGGCAACAAUCUGAUAGCAGUGGGCUACAAGGAUAAGGAACGCAUCUCUCUCCACAACCCAGACGGAUCCUUCAUCAGGACACUGCCUUCUCCUGCAAUUGGUAGCUACAUGACUAUCAGCACGCAGAGGAUCAUCUACACCAAUACCUACACCAAACAGCUCAUAUCAGUCGAUUAUGAGGGCAAUGAGAAAUUCAGGGAGCAAAUAUACCAAGGGCAGGUGCCCCGUGGAGUGUGCUGCGAUGAGGCUGGAGAUAUCUACAUCAUAACUGAAUCUUACUGCUUAUAUCAUUACAGUUCAGAGGGCAAGUACAUUGAAACUCUGGUCCGAGAUCUGCGUGACCAUAAUGACAUCAAGUUCACCUCUAAGGGUCAGUUAGCAAUGACUGGCCCAUCAUCAACAAGAAUAUACCAUCGUAUUUAAAAUGAGAAGCAUAAGAUACGUACGCUUGGACAAAUUAUGUACUCGGGUAAUUCCAGAAAUUAGGGGUCCAAAAGUGUGACAUUUUUGUGUCCCUGUUACAUCUGACCUUUGUUAUUUGA
Molecule: messenger RNA, 2489 nt
Organism: Acanthaster planci (crown-of-thorns starfish)
Lineage: Eukaryota; Metazoa; Echinodermata; Asteroidea; Valvatida; Acanthasteridae
Product: E3 ubiquitin-protein ligase TRIM33-like
Source: RefSeq, a predicted model, not a curated record